UAAACAGUGUGCACACGUUGAAACGUUAUUGUGAACACUAAACAAUCCGCAAAUUUAGCUGCAUCUGUUGGGGGAUUCGGGUCCUUAUUUCAAGCAGUUCUUCUGACUUUUCUGUCCAUCGGAAGACGCACACAGAUCAUGAAAGUUUUCAUUACAAGACGCAUCCCACAGGAGGGAAUGAAGAUUCUGUCACAGGCUGGAGUGUAUGCAGGUUUCACUUUAUAGUUAGCUAUGAUCAGCUUGGUUAGCUCGCCUAAUGAGUAUCUCAUGCGCUGUCACUUGUCAUCUAUAAUGCAUGACUGUGUCAUGCCAGUAGUGUUAUAAUUGUACUACUAAAUUCUAGUGCUAGUCUACUUAUUGCUGUAUAAAUGCAUUGGCCACACACACACACACCACACACAAGAAGUGGAGGGUAACGUUACACCAUGUUCUAAAAGUGAAAGUUCAUUGGAGUUGCUUAUGACCUUUAUUCCAGGUCACAUAUUAUAGCGGGUACUCUGAACUUGUAAUAAGGUUCUUAAGGCGUUAUUAUAACACGUACAAAUGUCUAUGUAACAUUUAGUGAAGGUAAUGAGGUAUAAUAAAGAUUAAAGGAAGGGUAAGGUAAGGGGGGGAAAACAGACCUUAAAAAAUGCACACAGACAGACAAUGCAGAAUAUGUGGAGAGUACUGUACAAUGAAGGAAAUGUUCUAAAUUGUCUUGGUCCCUCAUUUUAAUCUGGUCUCUCCCCAUCUCCCUCGUUUCCAUGGAAGCAGAUGUAAAGUGUCACUGUGGGACUCUGAUGAGCCUGUUCCGAGGGCGGAGCUUCUGAAGGGCGUGGCGGGGGCCCAUGGGCUGCUGUGCCUCCUGUCGGACAAGAUCGACACUGAGGUUCUGGACGCAGCAGGUACACUGGACAUAAUCUGGACCACAUUAACUCAGACAGCACCUCUCAGUAUUUUCCAAUAUUAUAUAUAUUUAAGGUUUAUUUUGAAUUGUACACAUUUGCAGCUAAAAGCUGAAUUGCAGCAUACAUAGGCCUACGUAAGUAAGUAAAUAAAAAUAUAUUUAUCUGGAAUUUAUGAGGCUGUUAGAUAUGUUUUAUACAGUAUAUGUGUUGUAUGAUAGUUCCCAUUCUGUCUUCUCCUAACACGUAACUAUCGAUUUGUGUUCAGGUCCAAACCUGAAGGUUAUAAGUACCUUGUCUGUCGGAUUUGACCACAUGGCCAUGGAUGAGAUCAAGAAACGGUAAGACUAACUAUCAACUAGCUUGUACGCAGUGGUUGACUUGGGAUGAAAGAGGUGCAGGAGCUGUCUUUUUCCAAAUCUGUUCAUUAUACUAUGUUCACAGAAAUUCUCAAAUUAUAUUAUGAUAUAGAGGUCUCUGUUUAUUCACUGUUAAUCAAUCAAAUUUAUAAAACCCUUUUUACAUCAGCAGAUGUCACAAAGUGCUAUACAGAAACCCAGCUUAAAAUCCCAAACAAGCAAGCAAUGCAGAUGUAGAAGCACGGUGGCUAGGUAAAACUCCCUAGAAAGGCAGGAACCUAGGAAGAAACCUAGAGAGGAACCAGGCUCUGAGGGGUGGCCAGUCCUCUUCUGGCUGUGUCGGGUGGAAGGGUUCAUACACAUUUGACAGAUGGAAUUUCAUGACUUUUCCAUGACUUCUCCAUUACUUUUAACCAAAUUUCCAUGACCAAUAAUUGGUGGCGACUCUAUGUAGCCUACAUGAAAAAGUCAGCAUAAUUAAAGGCUUCUGGUCUCUGAUCCCAUGUAGGCCUACUAUCUCCUGCCGUUUGUGCCCUUGAUCAAGGUACUUAACCACCCACAAAGUAGAAUAACUGCACUGUUAGGCUACUGUAUAAAAUGCAUGUGGUCAACCCUCCAUCUGGAGAGCUACUGGGUGUGCAGGCUUUUGAUCCAGCCCUGAAACACACCCAAGUCUCCUUAUCAAGUUCCUGUUGAGCAGCUGAUGUUUAGGCUACAAUUUAGAGCAGGGCUCGAACAAAAGCCUGCACAGCCAGUAGCUGUUGGACACCCUCAAUAUAAAAUAUUGCAACAUUACAACCAAACACUUUUUUAUGUUUUUAUACAAUUAUUCCCUCAUUCAUUCCUUGAAUCGGGGCUAAAACGGAUAAGGUAGGCUACUUCAAAGCAAGGUAGCUCACUAAGACAUGGUUAUCUCUAAUAUUCAUGUUUCAGGGGAGAUCUAUGCACAGCAUCGAAUGUGUCAAUUAGGCUAUUCUUAGAAUAUUGUUUGUGUUGUCGGAAUUACAUGGCUAGCCUACUGUUUAAUAGAGGGGAAUCCUAGCUUUCCAAUAAUGGUGUCAGAUUUAUUUCUCAACAGUGCCGGUGAAAAGGCAACAAUGAGUCAACGACUUUAAUUCUUAGGCAUAUAGCUAAAUAGUUAACUAGAGAGAUAACUAGCCAUACUAGAAGCUAUGUUUUGAAUUGGCUAUAUAGUUAGUCUAUCAUUAUUUUAUAGGCUACUGGCUGCUGAAAUGUCCCUCUCUGUCCUCGAGAAAACGGCCCACUCGCACUGGCACACAUGCAGAUUGUGCACAGCACACACAGAGAGACGCGCUGAAGGCUAGGCCUAAUUCUGAUCAUGGCUGAUAUGUAGAUUUUUAAGUGAUUGAUCAUAUAUUUUAAAAGGAAAAAUUACGUGACUUUUCCAGGAUUUUCAUGACCUUAAGAAACCUCAUUUGACAACUUGGAACAUCGCAUCCUGCGCAUUCAGGCUGGCACAUUCUCAAACUCGAACAGUCUACUGGCAUGAAGUGGAAUCAGGAUAUGAAUGCCCAUUCUCCAUUGCUAUUCAAUGCAGAUCCCGCCUUCAUUCCGCUUUGAUCAAUAUUUUUUUGACCCUGUGAAUCUGGGCCGGUGAUAGGCCACUUUGUUUUAUAGAGGAGCCGGUGAGCAGUUCCCCAGACAGCUCCGGCCCAAUUCAAGCAAUGAAUGUUCGAACAAAUGCCUUACUCUCACAUCUAAGUCAGAAACUCUCCUUGUGCCCUCGUCUCCAUGUUCUGUGCAGAGGGGUGCGUGUGGGCUACACUCCAGACGUCCUGACUGAUGCCACAGCGGAGCUGACCGUCGCCCUGCUCCUGGCCACAGCUCGGCGGCUACCAGAGGGAGUGGUGGAGGUUAAGAAGUCAGUGCCCAAUAAACACACAGAUACAUUUACUACGUCAGACUUCAGUUUCAGAUGAUCACUCUUGACAUGUUGUACAGUGAUACUUUAGGGAUUUUCUGUCUACAAUUAAUAUGAGCAAAACAGAAUGUGUCCUCAGUUCCCUAUUUUUAACUCUCUCUCUCUCUCAGUGGAGGCUGGAGCACCUGGAAACCUCUGUGGUUGUGUGGUUAUGGUCUGUCAGGCAGCACUGUCGGUGUCAUCGGACUGGGACGCAUAGGUAGUGACAGUGAUUGAUUGAUUGGCUUACUGGAUUCUGUGACUCCUGGCCUUAGGUGUGAGGUCCAUUCAAUCCAUACUGUAGCUGAAAGGGCUGGACAAAAUUGCUUACUAAUUGAUUGAUUGUCUGGAGUCAAUGCUGUUUUCCCUCAGGGAUGGCCAUUGCCAGGAGGCUGAAACCGUUUGGAGUGAAGAGGCUCCUGUAUUCUGGAAGAACUGCCAAAUCCUAUGCUGCUGAGGUGGAGGGAGAAUACAGUGAGCUGGGGUGGAGGGGCUAGGGAAAACAGGAAAAUAUGAGCGAGAGGGUGAGAAUCAGAUGUUUAUUUGGCUGUUUCUUCACCUUCCUCUCUCCUCCCCUCCUCUCUGUUGCAGUGCCCUUGGACACGCUGGUGUCUGAGAGUGAUUUUGUCGUGGUGUCCUGCGCCCUCACACCAGAGACCCAGGGCCUGUGUAACAAGGACUUCUUCAGCAAGAUGAAGAACACUGCUGUCUUCAUCAACACCAGCAGGUACUCCAUUAAACACGUAGAGCAGUGCCAAACAAACCACACUGACUGCGUUUUGAAAUGAACACUGCUACAAUCAUUCAAUGCUGUAAAAAUAGAGCUGUGUGUGUGUGUUAUAGGGGUGCAGUGGUAAAUCAGGAGGAUCUGUACCAGGCUCUGUCCAGUGGUCAGAUAGCUUGUGCUGGGCUGGACGUCACAACCCCAGAACCGCUCCCCACCAACCACCCCCUCCUCACCCUCAACAACUGUGGUGAGUAUAUGGAGACACAGGGAUGGAAGCCAGUUUACUGAGGCAUCUCUGUUUUAUUGUCUAUGAUUCGCCUCUAAUCAUUGUUGUGGUCUUUCCAGAUGAUUCAAAAAUAUAUUUUUUUUUACACCUGCUCAUUAAAAUGAACCAGUUGCUUUUCCCCAGAGAUUAUCUAUACUGAACAAAAAUAUAAACGCUACAUGCGACAAUUUCAAAUAUUGAACUGAGUUACAGUUUAUAUAAGGAAAUCAGUCAAUUGAAAUAAAUUAAUUAGGCCCUAAUCUAUGGAUUUCACAUGACUGGGAAUACAGAUAUGCAUCUGUUGGUCACAGAUACCCUUUUUAAAAAUGGGCCUCACAAUGGGCUUCAGGAUCUCGUCACGGUAUUUCUGUGCAUUCAAAUUGCCAUCGAUAAAAUGCAAUUGUGUUUGUUGUCCGUAGCUUAUGCCUGCCCAUACCAUAACCCCACCGCCACCAUGGGGCACUCUGUUCACAAUGUUGACAUCAGCAAACCGCUCGCCCACAUGACGCCAUACACGUGGUCUGCGGUUGAGAGGACUGUUGGACGUACUGCCAAAUUCUCUAAAACAACGUUGAAGGCGGCUUAUGGUAGAGAAAUUAACAUUAAAUUAUCUGGCAACAGCUCCAGUGGACAUUCCUGCAGUCAGAGACAUCUGUGGCAUUGUGUUGUGUGAUAAAACUGCACAUUUUAUUUUUAUUUAACCUUUAUUUAACUAGGCAAGUCAGUUAAGAACAAAUUCUUAUUUACAAUGACGGCCUACACCGGCCAAACCCGGACGACGCUGGGCCAAUUGUGCGCUGCCCUAUGGGACUCACAAUCACGUUCGGUUGUGAUACAGCCUGGAAUCGAACCAGGGUGUCUGUAGUGAUGCCUCAAGCACUGAGAUGUAGUGCCUUAGAUCGCUGCGCCACUCGGGAGCCCAGAGUGGCCUUUUAUUGUCCCCAGCACAAGGUGCACCUGUGAAAUGAUCGUCCUGUUUAAUCAGCUUCUUGAUAUGCCACACCUGUUGGGUGGAUGGAUUAUCUUGGCCAAGGAGAAAUGCUCACUUACAGGGAUAAACAAAUUUGUGCACAACAUGUGAGAAAUAAGCUUUUUGUGCGUAUCGAACAUUUCUGGGAUCUUUUAUUUCAGCUCAUGAAACAUGGGACCAACACUUUACAUGAUGCGUUUAUAUUUUUGUUCAGUGUAUGUUGUGCAAUCCAAUCAUGUCCCUGCUAAUACUUUUCUCUCCUCUCUCUCUCCACCUGCAGUGGUCUUGCCCCACAUUGGCAGUGCUACCUACUCCACACGUGGCAUCAUGGCAGAGCUGGCCGCCAACAACCUGCUGGCAGGCCUACAGGACACAGACAUGCCCAGCGAACUCAAAUUCUAGUGCUGCUCUACAACUACUCAAUUCUGCCUCGGUCCUCAUAUUAGAAUGAUUUUUUCAUCACCCAAUCAGUAGUCAUUACCGGGGAAGGUAAAAGCCGUAAGUGACCUGGAAGGAAUCUGUGUUGAGUAUUGCAGUUCUAUUAA
Molecule: messenger RNA, 5674 nt
Organism: Coregonus sp. 'balchen'
Lineage: Eukaryota; Metazoa; Chordata; Actinopteri; Salmoniformes; Salmonidae
Source: the annotation of a GenBank genome assembly